GUCGCGUCCUGCGGCGGUUAUCGAAUCGAGUGCGGCGGCGGACACAUUGGUGUGCAGCAGCAGAGCACGCUAACAUUCAUAAGCAAGCAGGCACCUGCCAUGGCCACGUCGAGGCUGUUCGCCCCGAAGACGCGGGUUGUGGACUGGGGCAGCAUCAAGGCCAUUGAUGUCGACGAUGUUAUUGCCACGGAGAAUGAGGACAGCCUCGCUCACUUGGAGGAGCUGUACGACAUGAUCGUGCGGUGUGCACCUGCUCCCUCGGCGUUGAAGAAGGACAUCUUGCAGCUCUUCCGUGUCACACAGCUACUGCUGGAGCUCAAAGCAGACGAUGCAGAAGAGUAUGCUCAGCAGUUGCAAGCCUCGCAGCGCUCCGCACGCGAAGCAGCCGGGCCCAUCUCACGGCCGUCCACCGGCGGGGAUUCGCGACAGCUGCAGCGGAAGGUGGAGCAGCUGCAGUUGGAACUGCGGCACAAGACAGAAUCGCUCGAACUCGCGCAGCAGGAUGUGCAGAACCUGAGCUCUGAUCUUGAAGCUGCACGCAGCCAUGCAGACGACCUCGAAGCAGCCAACAAGAACUUGAUUGCUGAGAUUGAUGACCUGAAAGCACAUGCAGAAGCCAAGACUGCGGCGACGGCCGAGGCAGCCCAACACCAGGACCGCAUCAGCCAGCAGCUGCAGGAACAGCGGGCGGCGAUGGCGCGAAUGGACGAAGCGCUGCGAGAGGCGCAGGAGCAGGUGCAGCGGCAGCGGGAACAGCUCGCACAGGCACAGGCCGCAGCAGCAGAGGACGAGAAGCGAGCGGAAGGAGCGGAGAGCAGGGUGCAUGACUUGGCAGCCCGCGUGUCGUCGCUCGAACGCGAACUUGAGACCGCUGUGCGAGACCGUGAUGCUGCGCUGGCACACGCCGACAUCUUGGCGUCGCAUGUAGCAGACAACACGGCCGCCGACACGCGAAUCCUCGCACAGGUCGACGCGACCGUGAAAAAGUGGCAGCACAUGCUGGGCGAGAAGGACGCCGAGUUGGCAGCCGCCCGCGAGGUGAUGUCGCGACUGCAGGAUGAGGUUGUGCGGCAGCGGCAGGAGGCCGGACGCGAGGUGGAGGAGAUGAGGAGGCAGCACGAGGGGGAAGUGGCAGCUCUCGAGCAGCAGCUUGCAGCAGUGCAGAGGGAAGGCGCAACGCAGGGGACAACACCAUCGCUCCCUUCAACAACUGCACGCGACCACGAAACGCAACUGAAGAACCUCAGGCGAACACUUGAGGAGGCGCAAGCGCAAAACACGCGGCUUCGUGCGCGCAUGCGUCAAUACGAAGAAGGCUUUGGUCUCUCCGACGCGCUGCAGGAGGUUGAGGAUUUGGAAGCGAAGGUUCGCCAACAGGACAGCGAAAUUGAGCAGCGAACACAGGAAGCAAACGCAGCGCUGAGGCGGAUGGAUCGACUGUUGGAUGAGAAUGCGGUUCUGCGCGAGCGUGCGGGCAUUUUCACUGUUGGCAGCAGCGAAAUCGAUCAAAUGCAUGCAGAUCGCAGGCAGGAGUUGGAAGGACUGCGCGAUGCCAAAACGCGUUUGCAGGCGGACCUCGACGCCGCCCGUGACGAAACGGCGCGGCUGCGGCAGAAACUGCGGAAAUACGCAACACUCGGGCGCGUUGUUGGUGCAGAUGAGAUGGAGGGCGACGAGACAGCAGCUGAGAACGACAUUGAGGUGUCGCUGCUGCAGCGGAAACUGCAGGCCGCACACGACGAGCUGGCGGAGGCGCGCGCUGAUGCGACUGAAUUCAGGCGGCGGUGGACACAUGCACAGGACGCGCUGACAGCAGCGGAGAAGCGGGAGAGGGAGAAGGAGCGAGAGGCAGAGCGCUUGGGCACGGAGGUGAGGAUGCUCAAGGCAGCGCUGUACCAGCUGGCACAGGAGAUGAACAAUCUUCAGUUCUACAUCAACAAGGACGGCGACUUGCGAGAGUACAAGGUGUCGUGCCCGUCUGUGCGCGAUCUCCUCGCGUUCUACAACUCAACAGCAGCCAGUGCAUCGCCCUCCCAUACAACACCUGCCCAACAACAAGACACAUCAGCAGCACCGACAGCGUCAUCACCAUCAUCCUCAGCAGCCCAGCAGCGAGGGGCAGCAGGGGCGUCGGCGGACCUGAUUACGCUGUACCAGAGCGACAUCCUGGCCCUGCGCACGGCAAAGGCAGAGCUUGCCCGCGCAUUCCAGGAGCUGCAGCGCGAGCACCGGCGGGCUGUGGCGGACUUGGAACGAGCCAGGGGCGACAACAAACAGCUGACGAAGCGGGCGGAGGAUCUGGAGCGAGUGAAUGCGGAGUUGCAAUCGCAGCAGUGGCUGCAACUGCCUGUGCAGCUGCCCGCAACGGGACGCGAUGUGGUACACGUCCUCAAUCAGCAGCUGCUGGAGACGCUCCAUGAGCUCGACAAGAAGCAGGAGCACAUUGUGUCGAUGAACAGGCAGCUGCUUCAGCUUGAGCAGCAGUACGCCGUGCUGGUGAAACAAAAGGAUCUGCUGUACCAGGAGCACAACGAGAAGCGAAAGGAGUGGGAGGAAGAGAAGAGUGUGCUUGAGUCGCGUGUUGAGGAGGCGGAACACGCAAAAACGGAGGCAGCGCAGUGGCGGCAACAGCUCAACGACGCCAUGGACACGAUCGCUGCCGUGAAGAGGGGCGAAGAGCGCGCAUUGUUGGCGUCGCUGGCGAGGAAGGUGUCCCGUCUUCGUGUGAACAACGCUGCUCUGGAGCGACGAUACAAGCUGUCGUUGUCACGAGAAGAGGCAGCAACACGCCAGCUGCGAUCUCUCCGGGCGGCUCUGCGGCAGUGCGAGUCUGCUGCGCGCAUCACUAUUGACGCCGCCAAGCAGAAGAACGACGAGACAACGCGCGAGCUGUACGAGUGCAUGGCUCAGCUUGAGGAAUGCGUCCCACGGCAACAAGUCGACAGCCUGCACCGCCGGUGUGAGGUGCUUGCUGCGCGCUAUCAGAAACUGCUGAGUCAGCACCACGAUGUCCAGCAGCAGCUGAGCACCUGCCGCGAUGCGUCCGUCAAACUCGUCCAGGCAGAGAACUCCAUCGCUCUCUAUCAGCGAGAGGUUGAGAUGCUGCAAGCAAGGUGCAACAACGCCAACACGCAACAGUCAACAACACCAGCGACUGCACAGCAGUCGUCUUCGCUGCAGCACGAGGUCGAUCGCCUGCGCAUCAAUAACGAGCAGGAACACCAGCGGGCAGAGGUGCUGGCGCUGAAAGUGAAGCAGACGGAAGACUUGCUCGCCUCCACGGAAGAGAGGUGUCAGCAGCUCGAUGGAAAGUUGCAGGAAGUCAUCAACGACAACCUAUCCCUCAAGGAGAAGGAAGCGGAACUUCUGCAGACCAUCGCAUCGCGCAUGCACUUGGACGAAGCAACGAAACUCAGAGAGGAACUCAAACAGCUCAAGGAGUACAAACACAAGACAGAGGCAGAGAUUACGGUCUUAAAACGCACAGCAGACAUUGCAGUGACACAGGCGGACACAGCGCGGCGCCUAGCACAAACCAAAGACGAGGAACUGCACGCUCUGCGGACGCAAUUGAUUGAACUUCAAGUUGAAGACGACGAGCGAUUGCAGAUUGGACGACUGAGCCACCAGCUCCUCGCAGCGCAGAUGGCCGAAGCAGAUGCUGUUCGCCGCUUGGAUGCCGAGAAGCGAAAAUCACUGGCGCAGGAGCGGGAAAUCAAGCAACUGCAGGUGGACGUGGAACAGAAACAUACGGCUCUCAUUGAGCAGUCACAAGUGUCACGGCAGCGGCUGAGCCACCUCAACGCGUCUCUAUCGGCGCUGCGCACGCAAUAUGCUGGGGCUGUCACGCUGCACCAGCAAGAGCAAGCUGUGCAGGCGCUGCAAGAUGUGCUUGAGACGAAGCGGCGGCUUGAGGACGAGGUUGCAGAGGCAAAGCGCCAGCGCGAAGAGGCGCAGUCACACGUGGACGCACUGCGCAUUCAGCAGCAGCACUUGCAGGAGACAAUGGCGGCGCUUGGCGACACAAAGGCAAUGACGCUGCAGGCAAACGAGUGGCAGCAGCGGCUCACGCGCGCGCGGUUGCAGACUCUUCAGCUCCAACGGCGCGUGCACGACUUGGAGGGCGAAGUGGACCAUUUGUCCCGCGCUGCUGAGACGAGCCGUCACCGGCAGGCGCAGCUGGAGGCUGAGGCUGUCGAAAUGACGCAAUCCUUCGAGCAGCGAGAGACGGCCUGGCUGAAGCGCGAGGAACAGCUCGAAAAGUGGCUGUCUGAGCUCGAUCACCGCAUGCGGCAGCAAACGGUGCAGGUGGAGGCGAGACGCCGCGAUGAUGAGAACUUCCUCCCAGCGAGCGAGUGGCCGAUUGGACAGCAGCUCUCGCACGCCAUCGAAUCAAUCAAGCGACUGCUGCAGCAGAGGAGUGAUCUUCGUGAUGAAACCAAACGCCUCGAACACCGCGUGCAGGAUCAGAUUGUUGAGUUGGCGGAGGCGAAUGCGGCCACGCGGCGGGCCGAGGCCGCAGCAAAGACAACGCCCCACACAGGAGCGAACCAACACGAUGCUGACGAUGACGACAACGGGGAUGGCGGUGGCGAUGCGCUUGAGGACGCAUCUCUCCGCUACCAGCUCGAUCGCGUCAUCAAAGUCUCCCAGCAGACCAUUGCAAGCCUCCAAAACAUGUUAGACACGCGCGAGAAAGCGCUCGAUGAGGCACACGCACAACUUGACGAGCAGCACCAGCGCCAUGAAGCAGAGAAGCGAGAAUGGGAAGAAACGAAGAAGGAGCUGGAGCACCGUCUACAGCUGCAAAACGCGAACACGGCAGCGCCGCCACGAAGACCAACAGCAAUGACAGCGCGAGGAGGAGAUGCAAUGCAGGUCGUUGAUGAGAUGCGCGCACACGUGCGGCGGCUUGAGACGGACAAUGAACUGUUGCGACAGGACGCGCGCAGAGCACAGGAGCGAUUGGCGACAAAGGAGAAGGAUCUGCUUGCCAUCAAGCGUGAGCUUGUUGGGAGCCUGCAGGAGUUGGAGGCCGAAUUCCGCGGAGUUGUUGAAGAACGCGAUGCUUUGGAGGAACAACUCAACGCCACAAAGGCGAAGCUACAAGAGGCUGAGGACGGGUUGCGUGCGCAGCAGCGGGAGGCCAUGUCCCUGCGUCAGAGCCACGAGGAAGAGGCGGCAGUGAUGCGAUCGGCACUCGAGCGCUCGCAGAAGUACAUCGAUGCCCUCUCGCAGCCAGGAUCACCCAAGGUGACGAUGGAAACGCUCCGAAAACGGCUCGCCCGCAAGACAGCCGAAGUCAAACGCCUGCAAUAUGUGCUGGUUGAGGUGAAGAAGCCCGGAGGCGAUGAGGCAGCCCUGACUGACGCACUCAAAGUUCCGUUUAUGGAGAAAGCGCGAGCACUGGAGCAGGAGCGAGACGAGCUGAAGGAAGAGCUGGCGACACUCAAGUCGCGCGCAGCCAAGGCCGAGGCAAAUGCCUCCACAUUCAAGACCCAGGCAGAGGAUCUGCAAUCUCAACUUGAAACGCACCGGAAGGAGAGCUCGGGUGCAGUUGCGCUGUCCGCCAAAUUCGAACGCGAUCUCAAGAGAACGAAAGGCGAGCUCGAGGCAUCAAGGAAACGGUGUCAGGCGCUGGAGCAGCAGCUCAAAUCUGUUCGCGAGCAAGCGAGAGAAACGCGUGCGCAGACGGUGGCCAAAGCGCCCACAUCGGCCCGCGAUGAUUCAAGAAAACCGCACGUCUCGCGUGACCUCCAGGAACCUUCAUCGGUGAAGUGGGAAGCAGACAAGAAACUUCAGAAACGGAUGGAGAACUUGAAGAGCAAACUUGCGACGAAGGAAGAGGAGUUGCAAGCGGCCAACAGCCAGGUGGCGAAUUUGAAGGCGACAAUUGAGCGCUUGAAGCGGGAGCGGAACGCGUUGCAGCGGAAAACAAAAGCGCUGGAGGCCGCGAGCGAGGACCACGCCACGUUGCGGGCGCGCGUCGAGCGGUUACAGGAGGAGAAGACGCAACUCCGCCGCGAACUCGAAGUCGACGCGAACGUGCGCGUGAUGGAGCUACAAGCGAUUGUCCGGGAUUUGGAGGCCAAACUUGCGGAUAAAACGUCCACAAGCGGGAAACAUGACGACCUCGCCACAGACGGCAAGAAGGGCACGCUGGAGAAGCAAGUCCUUGACCUGAAGGCAGAAAACCUGCAGCUUCAGCUGCAACUUGAACAAGCGCAAGCGACGGACGUGUCGGCGCUCAAGGCAGAGCUUGCAUCCCUGCGUGAGCAACAGCAGCAACAGCAGCAGUCUGGUGGUGGUGCUGGUGGUGGUGGUGGAAAGGGCGGGAGAACGGCUGUGGAGGCAUCGGAGCUGCAGCGCGUUCGAAAACUGAACCGCCAGCUCAGAACAGAGCGUGAGAAGGCGAAUGAGCGUGCACAUGAAGCAGACAAGACACGCGAGCGUCUGCAGCAGGAGCUCAACGACUGCCACAGAAACCAAGAGAUGUUGGAAGCGGAGAUCCAACAGAAACAGCAGCGCAUCGACAAGCUGCAGGCGUCGCUUGAACGCAUGGCAGCGAAUGAAGAGCGGCUGCAGUCCAGGGCUGCCCUGCCAGCGCAAGCAGAGACGCGGCUGGAGGAACUGGAGGAGGAGAACCGCGAGCUGAGGGCGGAGCUGUCUGCGUUUGACCCGGAGUUCUUCGAAGAAAUUGAGACCCUCAAAUACGAGCACCAGCAGGCGAAGCAGGAGGUAGCGCGGCUACGUGCCCUCCUCAGCCAACAACAACAACAACAGCAGCAGCAGCAGCAGCUACAAAGCAGCACCCGUCAACAGGGUGUCGUUGACGUUGACGCUGAUGAUGAUGACAUUGAUGGUGAUGAUGGUGAUGGUGCGCAGAAGGAUAAGGGCGAAGAAGAAACGUGAAUGUUGUGAUGUGACAUGACACGAUGGAGGACUGAUUAGCUGUUGUUUCAUACCACCUUUGCUCGUGUUACACUCCCUUUGAUGCACAUAGAGACUUGCUGUUCUUAUCUUCUCCUCUUCUUGUACACACACUUUACACCGUCAUGGCAGUGGACUGACUGAUGAUGAAGCGAGCGAG
Molecule: messenger RNA, 7090 nt
Organism: Salpingoeca rosetta
Lineage: Eukaryota; Choanoflagellata; Craspedida; Salpingoecidae
Exons: 58
Coding region: 100-6912 (2270 amino acids)
Source: RefSeq, a predicted model, not a curated record